AGUUUCUGUAAAAUAAUCUCUAGACUAACUGCUCAGGACACGACCGAGAGACCUUUUCAGUGUCUGAUUUAAUGGGACGCGGGUGUCAAGCCGGGUAUGUAGGGUGAAGAGUUGUCACCGGUGUAUUCACGAGGUACUCGUGGAAACUUCUGUCAAAGUUUUGUUAUUACAAAUGACAUCCAGUUGAUUGUCGUGAGGCAAAUAAGCUUCUCUGGAAGAAAAACUCAAAGCCUCCCAAGCAGUAAGGGACUGGGCAAGACCGCCAUUCUGACUUGGACAGAAAGUAGACAAAGAUGAGUACAUCAGUCACAAACACAGGCGGUCGGACUACGAUGACAACAGGCAAGAAAAAAUCAUCCUCUAUCAGUGCACUGGAAAGUUUUGAACAAAUAUCGACUCCAUGGAAAGAGACUUCAGACAAACCAACUGCCAACGACAGAACAUCUACAAAGAAUUUGACUACCACACGUAAAGCUGUCAGUACUUCUAGGAAAACUACAAAGACGACAACAAUAACAACUACAGGUGAUCCUUGUGGUGUCACCUUAGGACCACACAACUCUUAUUUACAAGACAACCUCGACAUCGUGCGACAGAAGUGCAGGGAGUUUCAUGCCUGUACCGUGGAGCUGUAUAAGUCUGAGAACCUUCACCGCAUCCUGGCCGGCGACAACAUUCAGCUCCGUAACAUCUGUGGUCUGUUGUACCAAAAUGUCAGCGGCGACAGCAUUUCGAACAACCAAUGCUCCUCUCGAGAAAAAGACUCCAUCAAGGAAUUAUUGAGUGAAGAGUUAUCAUCCCAUCUAAAAGAAAAAGUUACAAAAAAGAGAAUCUGGGAAAAAUUCAGAACCUGCUUCGACAAGACCCCAGACGAAAAUACAUACCUCGACAAACUGUGCAGGUCAAAGGUAAACUCCACACUUCCGCUGUGCAACGACACUGAUGUACAGACGACAACAGAGACUUUUCUCAACGACAAGUUCAGAGAAUAUAACUAUCGCUGUAACUGCAAGACUGACAACAAUUUGACAGCCUCGUCCUUACCUUCGAGGGCGCUGAUUGGCGGGGUUUGUGGCGGGGUGAUGAUAUUGCUGCUUAUCGUCAUCAUCAUCGUCCUCUGCGUGCGACAACGGAAGCUCAAACAUCGUCUGACGAAGCGAACUGGAAACACGACGGCACCCAAUCAACAAUUUUUGUCUUUUCCAGCAGGUGAUCAGACUUCUCUCAGUGGUUUUGUUUUUAAAGAUUCUGCUGGUCGUUUACCCGAGACUCGGCGGAACAAUCCAAGACACCGACCUGCCGGACCUCCCCCGCGGGUGCCCGAGCGUUACGUCCCUUACCAACUUCCGGCGACCACCAGCCCCAACGACCAAGAGCACCUGGAGCAGCUGCCGGUUGUGUACUCGUGCCAGGAGCUGCCUGAAGGCCGUGGUUCUGGAAGGUUUAGUGACCAACAUUCUUUGCAGGACAAUCCGUACUCCCUUGCCAAGCACGUGACUCUCUCUCCUCUCAGCGAGAGAAAGACGAGGGCGGCAUUUACCUGGGGAAGCCCUGACUUUCACAAGGUGGCCACGAAAUCCGUAAUGGGAAACAAACAAGAUGGCGGCUACAACUGUCUUGUCAGGGGCUCACAAGACAUCGGCGUAGAGCUACGUCCUUCUAAACAAUCAGUUCAGUCGACAGGAAACGGCGGAGGCAACAGUUGCGAUAAUUCUGAAUAUUUUGAGCUCGAACCUAUAGCUGGCGUGAGUUAAAAUUUUCACCCAGAAAUAACGGUUAUUUAUUUGUCUAUUAUGGGGUUUCUUAAGCAACAAUUGUUGAUGGCAAGCAAUGUCCUUUAAAUAACUGUAGUUUUGAUAGCUCUACGCCUUUUUAUUCUAGUGAACCAGCGUUUGACUGAUUCUCGAACGAACAUUUUAGUAAUAAUUUGCAAUAAAAUUGCACCCACACACUUUAUGUGUACCUGCCACCCUAAGGCUGAUGGAGUUUUAGGUUUUCCCCCCAAAAAAGUGAGACUGCACCUACAAAGCAAGAUUAAGCGUAACAACUAUCGUGUCGUUAUUUGUGUUUUUGUUUUUUUUUUCACUCAUUGAAUGUUAGCUGGUCAGAGAUUUUGACAACCUGACAAGGUUUGCACUUCCUUUAAAAUCACGAAACCACACAAUGGAGUGCGAUUAUGAGGAAGUCAAAACUACACCUUUCAGAACAGUGUGGUGAAUAAAACAUUUUUUUCUUGUUUCAAUCUUUGUUUGUCUGCUGAGAACAACAUAUCCUUGUAAAUAAAUUUUUGAUA
Molecule: messenger RNA, 2293 nt
Organism: Pomacea canaliculata
Lineage: Eukaryota; Metazoa; Mollusca; Gastropoda; Architaenioglossa; Ampullariidae
Exons: 8
Coding region: 294-1754 (486 amino acids)
Source: RefSeq, a predicted model, not a curated record